Erigeron canadensis is the source of this 1332-nucleotide messenger RNA. RefSeq lists its product as uncharacterized. Lineage: Eukaryota; Viridiplantae; Streptophyta; Magnoliopsida; Asterales; Asteraceae. The record is from RefSeq and is a predicted model, not a curated record. The transcript is spliced from 5 exons. The coding region runs from base 1 to 1332 and encodes 443 amino acids.
AUGUCUCCCUAUCUUUUUACCAUUGUCUUGGAAGUUCUCACGCUCAUUCUGCAACAAUCUACUCAGAUUGACUCAUCGUUCCGAUUCCAUCACAAUUGUGUGAAGCAGUGUCUUGUUAAUCUUUGUUUUGCUAAUGAUCUGUUCCUUUUUGCAAGAGGUGAUGUUCAUUCAGCCAGAAUCUUAAUGGACUCCUUGUCAACGUUUAAAUGUAUGUCUGGGGUGGUUCCGAGUAUAAAGAAGAGUACUAUUUUCUUCUCGAAUGUGUCGGAGCAAACUAAACAAGGUAUUCUCAAUAUAAUGCCAUUUGAUGAAGACUCCUUUAUAAAGAUUGCAAAAUCCUUGUGGAAAAAAUGGAAAAAAGGAUUUUGGAUUGGAGGAAUAAAUCCCUCUUUUGCGGGGAGGUUACAGCUUAUUCGUUCUGUGUUAUCCUCAAUGCAUGUCUACUGGGCAUCUAUUUUUAUUCUUCCCUCUAGAAUUGUCAAUGAUUUGGAGAAAACUAUGCGAGGGUUCUUAUGGUGUCAAGGUCCUAUGCAACAAGGAAAAGCAAAGGUGGCUUGGAAAGACAUUUGUGUUCCCAAAUAUGAGGGUGGCCUGAGCAUUAGACGUAUUUCUGAUAUGAAUAAAGCGUUGAUGGCCUCCCAUGAUGUGCCUAUUCGAUCAGCUAGUAGUUGGGGAUGGAGAAAGCUACUACAUCUUAGACCUACUACAAGACAAUAUAUCUGGUCGAAUAUUGGUGAUGGCAAAGAUACCUCAGCAUUGUUUUUUCUAUGGAGUGACAUUGGCCCUAUUGGAGAGUUUGUUACACCUAGGGACAUAACAACAGGACGGUUUAAUUUAAAAUCUAAGGUUGCUGAUAUUAUCUCGAAUGGUUCCUGGUCUUGGCCUUUGUCUUGGUAUGAUAAGUAUAUGGUACUCCGUACUCUCCCGGUUGUUCCGCUAAACCUAGCUAAAAAGGAUGAACUUGUGUGGAGGGACAAUCAUAAAAAGGAAUUUCAAUUCUCUACUACUGUUGUAUGGGAUGCAAUUCGAACUAGGGAGGACGAGGUUAAUUGGGUUGGAGCUGUGUGGUCUGGAAGGUGGGUGAUAUCACGAUCUGCUUAUAGUGUGAUGGGAAGACUAGUUGUAGUGGCGACUGCUUAUUUCUUAUGGCAAGAGAGAAACAAUAGGAUGUUUAUGAAUCACACCAGGCCACCUGACGUGGUGUCUGAUCUAAUCAUCUCCACUGUUCAUUCUAGACUCUCACUGUUGAAAUUUAAGAGGAAUGCUCGAGUGGUUCAGGCACUCACAGCAUGGGGAAUUGUUGGCGAUCAAGUCUAUAAGGAAGGCGAUUGA